Molecule: messenger RNA, 1211 nt
Organism: Engraulis encrasicolus (European anchovy)
Lineage: Eukaryota; Metazoa; Chordata; Actinopteri; Clupeiformes; Engraulidae
Exons: 3
Coding region: 84-1211 (375 amino acids)
Source: RefSeq, a predicted model, not a curated record
CAGACGGGAAAGUCGCUGACGGUUUGUUAUCUCAUGCUGGCCAGUGCACCUGCUUCUACACACAGCUGGAUUAUCACAACAGGAUGGAUGAUGAGCAGGACUUUCUAGAGCUCUAUAUGGAACUCCGACAAACUCCCACCAUGGUUUCGCCUCCUGCUCCUCCAACUCCCUCUCCUGCUGAUCAUACUCCUGCUUCUCUUGCAACAGCUUCUCCUGAUGACCCUUCUGCUCAUUCUCCUUCUCCUUAUUAUCCUGACGAUCCUGCUACAGCUGCUGCUCCUGCUACUGACUCACCUUCUACAGCUUCUCCUGAGGACCCUCCUGCUGUUGAUUAUCCUAAUUAUCUUCCUACUGAUCCUGCUUUCAUUACAGUCCCUGCUGCCGAUCCUGUUACUGUGGCUACUGCUACUCCAUCUCCUGCUGAUUCUCCUCCUGCUUGUCCUGACACUUCUGAUCCUGUUACUGCUGAUUCUUAUAAAGCUUCUCCUGCUCCUGCUAUGGAUCCUGGCUCGGCUGCUUCCAAUCCAACUCCUCCUACUGAUCCCAUUGCUGCUGCUGCUCCUCCUCCUCCAACAGGUUCAUCUGCUGAUUUUACGACAGCUGCUCCUGCUCCUACUCCUCCUAUUGUGUCUCCUACUUCUCAACGUAACAUUCCUGCUCCUCCUCCUGCUACUGCUGCUUCUACAACAGCCUCCCCUGAUUCUUCUCCUGAUCCUGCCUCUGCUGCCUCCGAUCCUCCUUCACCUACAGCUCCACCUCCUCCUACUUCUAUUGCUUCUCCUCCUUCUCCUCUUCCUACAAUGGAUCCUACCCCUGCUGCUCCUCCUCCUCCUCCUUCCUCUCUACCUGUUACAGCUAACACUGACUAUAGUUCUGUCUCUUCACAUUGUUUCUCUCUUCCUCAAUAUGCUGAUUCCUCUGCUGCUGCCGAUUGCCCUGUUUCUUCACAUUCGCCAUCUUGUCCUGUUGCUGCAACUGCAUCUGUUCCUUCCAGUCCAGCUUCUGAAAUUCUUCAAACUGCUCCUCCUGCUGUAAUUGACCCUCCUCCAUCCUCAUCUCCCACUACUGCUUCCCCUUCCACUGCCACUCCCCCUGCUCCGGUACCCGAUCCUCCCUCUCCUUUCCCUCUUCCAUCCUCUUCUCCUCAUCAAGAUCAGCAUCAACAGAAUCAUUUGGCAGCCAAAGAGUCGGACACUGACCUGGAAGAGUAA